Molecule: messenger RNA, 1566 nt
Organism: Lachancea thermotolerans CBS 6340
Lineage: Eukaryota; Fungi; Ascomycota; Saccharomycetes; Saccharomycetales; Saccharomycetaceae
Product: allantoate permease family MFS transporter
Exons: 1
Coding region: 1-1566 (521 amino acids)
Biological process (GO): transmembrane transport
Cellular component (GO): membrane
Molecular function (GO): transmembrane transporter activity
Source: RefSeq, a predicted model, not a curated record
AUGCUGUCACAAUUUAAGCCCAACUCACCGGUGUUUGAAAUGGAAAAAUCUUGUGAAAAACAACACAAGGUUAUGACAUCAUCGGAGGAGGUCGCUUUAGGGGAAUUCGAGGAAGGCCCUCUGUGCUCCAAAGCCGGUGUCGACCUCGGCAUGGAAGCAGCGCAAGAAUCGAUGGGGCUGCAGGUGGAUGAAGUUACCAACAAAAGGCUUUUACGCAAGGCGGAUUGCUAUAUUUGCACCAUGAUGAGCGUGGUCUAUGCUGUGCAGUAUAUGGAUAAACAAACUAAUUCUUAUGCAUCCAUUAUGGGACUCAGGAAGGACUUGAAAAUGCACGGAAACCAGUACAGUUGGGUUGGAACUUGCUUUUACUUGGGGUAUAUGAUUUUUGAAAUCCCAAGCUCUCUUGCCCUCCAGCGCUUUCCAAUCGCUAAGGUUAGUGCUGUUUUUAUUGUUCUUUGGGGGUUUGUUCUGUGUAUGACCAGCCUUCCCAAGAACUACGCCAGUUUUAUUGCUACCAGAACAGUUUUAGGUAUACUCGAGUCUGCAGUGACUCCUGCCUUCAUGCUUCUCACUUCUCAAUGGUACAGACGUGAAGAGCAAUUCUUACGAACUUCAAUCUGGAGUGCCUCCGCUGGCUUGGGAGCUAUCCUUGGAUCCUUGAUAGCAUAUGGUUUAGCUGUUCGCGACCCAUCAAGCCUUCCCAUCGCUUCUUGGAGACUGCUUUACGUUGUUUUGGGAGUCGUCACUAUAGUUCUUGGUGUCGCCUUUUUUUUUGUUCCUGAUACUCCAGCCUCUGCUUGGUUUUUAACAAAAGAAGAGCGUUUGCUUACCGUUGAAAGAAUUCGUUCGAAUAAGCAGGGAUUCGGUAAUAGGCAUUUUAAGAAAAAUCAGCUAAGGGAAGUUUUCAUGGAUAUUCGAACCUAUAUUUAUUUUGCAACGAUGGUAGCAGCUGAAAUACCGAAUGGCGGUAUCGGAAAUUUUGGCUCUAUUAUGUUGACAGAUAUGGGCUACAACAGCAAGAGGGCCUUAUUGAUGGGCACUCCGUUUGGUGCGGUGGAGUUUGGCGGCAUUAUUUUAGUCGGGUAUAUUGCACAAAAAAAACAAAAACGCAUGGCUGCCGCUUUCUUCAGUUAUUGUCUCAACAUAGUAUCCGGGUGCUUGCUGGCCUUUCCCUCAAAUACCAAUGCUCAACUUGCAGGCUAUUAUCUUCAGGGAAUGGCAGUGAUCGGAUGGAUUUGUUUCAUAAGCUGUGUUUCCUCCAACACCGCCGGCCAUACUAAAAAGGUUGUCACGAGUGCUAUUUGCAUGAUUGGUUAUUGCGUAGGUAAUCUCAUCGGGCCACAAACAUUUAAGUCUGCUGAAGCACCUCAUUAUAAAAGUGCCAAGAUCGCGAUAGUUGUCUGUUUUGUUAUCUGCUUAUUUUUGACUGUUUUACUCUACUGCAUCAAUGUUAGAGCCAACAAAAUCCGUGACGAAAAGAACGAGAAACUCGACUCUUCCUUUGUAAAUUCCGAGUUCGCCGACCUAACUGAUUUUGAGAAUCCAGAGUUCAGGUACAGCUUGUAG